Molecule: messenger RNA, 3812 nt
Organism: Labeo rohita (rohu)
Lineage: Eukaryota; Metazoa; Chordata; Actinopteri; Cypriniformes; Cyprinidae
Gene: itpk1b
Product: inositol-tetrakisphosphate 1-kinase b
Exons: 11
Coding region: 474-1694 (406 amino acids)
Biological process (GO): inositol trisphosphate metabolic process
Cellular component (GO): cytoplasm
Molecular function (GO): inositol-1,3,4-trisphosphate 5-kinase activity; inositol-1,3,4-trisphosphate 6-kinase activity; inositol-3,4,5,6-tetrakisphosphate 1-kinase activity
Source: RefSeq, a predicted model, not a curated record
CACACAGUGGACUCAGCAGCAGCGGCACAAACCUCCUGUCAUGCUUUAAGAGGAACACACACACACGCUAGCCGGACUGAACUGAGCCCAGCCCCACCUCAUGAGGAGGCUGUGCUCGCUGUCUAGGUGUCUGGAUUGAGAGCAGAUCGCAUUCGAUCCAUCUGAUCAUCACCAGAGCCUUUAAUUCCCAGUCUCAGCGACAGACAGACAGCAACACGAGUCAUGGAGACCAGACUGCCCUCCAGCUAGCUAACUGCUAUCCGAACGGAGCCCGAAAACAUGCGCUAGACAGGUAUUUACUCUGCUGCAUCUGCUCUUUCGGGUGUCCACAGGGGAGAAAACACGACUUGAAGAUUUCUGACAUCCAUCAGUAAGACUUGAGAUGAUCUGUAUGUGAAAGUUUUUAUAACAAGACUGUUUCCUCUUUUCACUGGAGUGACACUGCUGUCACAUCUGGCCAUCAGCAGCUAAAGAUGCAGACUUUCCUGAGAGGCAGACGAGUGGGCUACUGGCUCAGCGAGAAGAAGAUGAAGAAACUCAAUUUCCUGGCCUUUGCGGAGAUGUGCAGGAAAAGAGGAAUAGAAGUUGUUCAGCUUGACCUGAGUCAGCCAUUAGAGGAGCAGGGUCCCCUGGAUGUCAUCAUUCACAAGCUAACAGACCUGAUCCUGGAAGCGGACCAGAAUGACACCCAGUCUCUGCUGCUGGUCCAGCGUGUGCAGGAUUAUAUUGACGCUCACCCAGAGACCAUCAUUCUUGACCCACUUCCAGCCAUCCGAACUCUGCUGGACCGCUGCAAGUCCUACCAGCUGGUGCACAGGAUAGAGGACUGCAUGAGAGAUGAGAGGAUUUGUUCUCCUCCAUUUAUGGUGCUGAACAGUGAGUGUGGCCCAGACACACUGGAGCAGAUCAAGCAGCACGGUCUUACAUUCCCUUUCAUUUGCAAAACACGGGUUGCUCACGGAACUAACUCUCAUGAGAUGGCUAUAAUAUUCAGCGCAGAGGACCUAAAGGACGUGAAGCCACCAUGUGUUAUUCAGAGUUUUAUAAACCACAAUGCCGUGCUCUAUAAGGUGUUUGUGGUGGGCGAGUCGUACACUGUGGUGGAGAGACCAUCACUCAAGAACUUCCCCUCUGGACCGUCUGAUAGAAAAGCGAUUUUCUUCAAUAGCCACAAUGUGUCCAAGCCAGAGUCAUCCUCUGACCUCACAUCUAGAGAUAAUGUAGAAGGUGUUUCCCAGCCACCGAAUGAUGAUGUGAUUAGGGAACUGUGUAAAUCUCUUCGGGAAUCUCUCGGUGUUUCGCUCUUCGGCAUCGACGUCAUCAUUAACAACCAGACGGGCCAACACGCUGUCAUUGACAUCAAUGCAUUCCCUGGAUAUGAGGGUGUCCCAGAGUUCUUUAGUGAUCUCCUCAACCACAUCAUCAGCGUCCUCCAAGACCACUCCUCCAGUGACACCUCGGCCCCGCCGCCUCCCGGCCAGCUGCCCGCUUUAGGCGCAGGAGAGCGCAACUGCGCCCCGUCCCAGGAGUGCUGCGGCAUGCUCGGCAAAGAGUCGGACAGCAGCCCCUGGAUCGUAGAGGGCGACGGUGGUCUGAAAGGCCCGCGUCAGAGACUGGGCUGCAACACGGCCAUGUCCCCCAACUUCCAACAGCACUGCGUGUCCACGAUAGCCACUAAAGCCUCGUCACAAUGACUGCCGUCUCCCCCCUGCCUCCCCCGUCCCGUCCUGUCCCGCCAUCCUUUCCUGAACAAAUUGUGAAGACAAACUGAAUAAUAUACAAUAACAAUAAUAACUAUUAUACUGAUAAUAUAUCUGUAAUCCAAAAUAAACUAUAUUGGGAAUAAUCAUAAUGAUGUUGAUAAUGGGCAUUGGAUUCGAUCUCCUACGCCUUUGUAUGUUUUAUUUUUUUUUUAAAUUUGCUUUCUCUUCAGUCUAACAACUCAGUACUGUAACGUGAAUUGUUGGGAAAUCAACAUUUUUUUUUUUUAAAUCAGUUUUAAUUUGAAUCACAGUGAAAAAUUUGUGGAUGUAAACACACUAGGCAUGUUGGAUAUUUAAGCCUGAGAAAAGUUUCUGAAGUGUUUUUGUUGCUAAUGGAAAAGACUAACGGAUGUCAGUGUUUUAAAUGACACUGAACACAAACGCACCCAGUAAUCUAACAAACGGGACACCUAAAAUGUCUUUGUGCUCUGUAUUUAGUGGCAAUCCUAUAUUGUGAUGAUCCACAGUGUAUAUCGUUGUGCAGCGUCUACAAAUCUGCUCCGUAAGCCGAACGAAGCAGAUCUCGUAGGCCGUGUGCCACUGUGUUUGAUCUUGUGACACUCCGUAAUCUUUUCAUAAUGCUCCAGAAGACUUUCAUUAUCCUUUCAUAAACAUAGUGACACCUGACAUUUUUCAUGUGCAUUUCAACGCAUCAUAUCAUACGGUGUUUUAUGAAGUCGGGAGAAAACCAAACAAUGUUCCAGGUGAACUGUCAACGAUCAUUAAUGUUUUGAUAGUUUUGUGAAAGUCGACUCCGAAGAGGCUAAAGUUCUACUGUUGUUCUUAAUUUCAUUUUCUUUUGUCAAUGUUGAGUUUGGUUGGACGGUUGCAAGAGGAUAUUCUGACAUUCCCUGUAUGAGUGUGUUGUUUUUUAGCAGACGGUCCUUUAAAAGUUUUGUAUAUGAUCCAGUUUUGAAAGUCAUAUGCUUCAGAUUAGUACAGACCCUUGAAAUAUUUGAACAAACUGCGUAAGAUGGAUGUUAAUGUAUAUGUCGGGAGUAUUUUGUCGUGUUCUAAUUGCAAAGAAGAACUUACCAUUCCUCAGUUAAAAGGAAAGUUAACAGAUUUGUAUAAUUUUACAUAUUCUUCAUUAUAAAUACAAUAAUUGAUAACUUGUUUGAAAAUCACUAAUGAAUACAAAGUGUUUGUUUUAUACAUCAUAUAGUUAGCGUUUGAUUUAAAUCAAUCGGUUUUGUUAACUGCCAUGAGGCAGUUUAAGCACUAAUUAAUUUAAAAAUGUACUUAGCUCUAACAUCAAUGUUAUUAAAACCGUCUGAGAAAUUUAGCAGUAAUUUAUACAGUGUAAUAAAGCCAAAAAGUGACUUGCAGGAAGAAAACUUGUUUGCAUAUACUGUCCCACAGUUUUUUGUACAAUUACAAAAAUGAUCAUCUUAUUUGUAUUCAGGUUUAAAAAAGAAAUUUCGCCCACUUAGUGCCCAUAAAGUGACUUGGAUCACUCCUACACGUUUGAAGACCAACAGAAAACAGCUUGUUUUUGUUCACUGUGAGAGGAAUGAAUGUGUGGAGAUAUUUGACAAACAAUGUCUUAAUGUGGUAAACAAGAGCGGUGCAAAUGGACUGCUGUCGUCAGCAUCUGCUCCCAUUCUGUUCAGUUUAUACGAAGUGAACAUUUAGUGCCACUCCAGCGGCCCUUAGCACCUUACGUUAAUGCUUUUCUUGUUCUGAUUGGGUCCAUUUUUAAGAUGAAUAUUUUCAUAGGUAUAACUGUGUUUAAUAUCCUUUUCUAUAAUGACUUACAAAUUAAAUGGUCAUUAUCAUUUUGAUGCCAUUUCAACAACAGUUAGCUGUUUUUUAUUUAAUUGGACGUGUAGCCUCUUGCUCGCCAUGGGUAUUUAUAUCAAGAGCGUUGAAAAUAUGAUUAAUAGGGUGUGUUCAGAUUUAAGUCUGCAUUUUGUACAUCCUAAAAAAUGCUCCAAGUGUGUGUCUGUUGAGAGAAUGACAGUCUUCAACAGCCUUCAGCUUUACCUUUUGUCUCUGUACUUUUGCCUUCAUUGUGCUAUCAAAUAGAAAAACUCCUCACCUACUAAA